Molecule: messenger RNA, 534 nt
Organism: Symbiodinium natans
Lineage: Eukaryota; Dinophyceae; Suessiales; Symbiodiniaceae
Source: the annotation of a GenBank genome assembly
AUGUGCGCGCAGCGAUUGCGUGCCCUGUAUCAGGAGUUGCGUGAACUCUUCCACGAUGAAGACCUCGAGUUGUCAUUUUCCGACGAGCCACAGGACGGUUUCUCUGAACGGCGCCACGUCGAGAACAUUAAUAAGGCGACGUAUGAUCCGGAUGCUGACGACUACGAAAUGGUCGUCGAGCCUGGUGAGCCAAAAGAUGAUGAUGCAGAAAAAAAGGUGAUCCAGCGGCAGAUCGCAAGCUUGACGACUCGCAUUUCUAAAGGAGGUGCGCCUGCAACUCUUGACCAUUAUCAAAAGGUCAAAGAAGACUUGAUCCUGCAGCUCACCAUGCGUGGGAUCUACCGCCACAAAACCAUGGACAUUCCUGAGGAUCUGCAAUCGACGCUAUCAACAAUUUCGACUUGCGACACAUAUCCGGACGAUUACGUUUGCAUCCCAGCGGAAAUGGAACAGGCGAAGUUCAGCAUGCCAUCUUCUGGCAUCAUGGGACCUAAAGCCCGCAGACUUAGUGGCAAGGAGGCUCCCGUUGAGUGA